This is a messenger RNA of Heteronotia binoei (common prickly gecko), 2822 nucleotides long. It is a transcript of the gene PRKX, whose product is annotated as protein kinase cAMP-dependent X-linked catalytic subunit. The record is from RefSeq and is a predicted model, not a curated record. Lineage: Eukaryota; Metazoa; Chordata; Lepidosauria; Squamata; Gekkonidae. Bases 350 to 1447 code for a protein of 365 amino acids. Gene Ontology annotation, biological process: protein phosphorylation. The transcript is spliced from 9 exons. Gene Ontology annotation, molecular function: protein serine/threonine kinase activity; ATP binding.
CUGGCUGGCGAGUGAGUGAGUGAGAGACUCGGCGCUCCCCGGGCAAGCCCAUUGUCUGCACUGAGGCGCCGGCGGGAAGCGCGCGAGCAGUGGAGGCGCACGGCAGAGCGAGAGAGAGGCGCGCGCGCGCAAGGGGGAAAGAAGCUGCGCCCAGGCGCGAUGUGGGGCGCCAGCCGCCGGUUUGCAGCUGCUGAGAGACAGAGGCAGGAACUGGCCUGGACUCGGGGCAGCUGCAGUUGCUGAAAGGAGGGGGGAAAGGCCGAGCCGGCUCCGGCGUCCCAAACUUUGCCCAUUUGCCUGACAGCACGCGCCGAUUUUGUUUUCGUUUUUGUUGCUUCCCCUUCCGCACAUGGAGACGUUGAACGCCGUGAGGGCGAAAGUAGGGGCAAGGAGCCCCGGCAGCUGCGAGGCGACAGGACCCGGCGAGCCCAAGCCUGCCUCGUCUUCGAGUCCCGCUGGCCGAGGCUCUCCUGCUACGGCGACCGCGGAGUCCCACGCUUAUAGACUGGAGGAUCUGGAGACCUUGGCCACUGUGGGAACAGGUACUUUUGGGCGGGUUCAUCUGGUGAAAGAAAAAUCAGCCAAAUGUUACUUCGCAUUGAAAGUAAUGAGCAUCCCAGAUGUCAUUCGACUAAAACAAGAACAGCAUGUGCACAAUGAAAAAUCAGUCUUAAAAGAACUGAAUCAUCCAUUUCUGAUCAGACUAUUUUGGACUCACCAUGAUGAACGCUUUCUAUAUAUGUUGAUGGAAUAUGUACCUGGGGGAGAACUGUUUAGUUAUCUGCGCAACAUGGGACGCUUCAAUAACAGCACUGGACUGUUUUAUUCUGCAGAGAUUAUUUGUGCAAUAGAAUAUAUCCACUCAAAAGAAAUUGUUUACAGAGACUUAAAGCCUGAAAAUAUUUUAUUAGACAAAGAGGGGCAUAUCAAGCUGACAGACUUUGGAUUUGCUAAAAAACUGGUUGAUAGGACGUGGACACUGUGUGGGACCCCAGAAUAUCUUGCCCCAGAAGUCAUACAGAGUAAAGGUCAUGGAAGAGCAGUAGAUUGGUGGGCCCUGGGCAUUCUAAUAUUUGAAAUGCUAUCUGGAUUUCCUCCAUUCUUUGAUGAUAACCCAUUUGGGAUAUAUCAGAAGAUACUUGCUGGCAAAAUAGAUUUCCCAAGACAUUUGGAUUUAUAUGUAAAGGACCUUAUUAAAAAGCUGCUUGUGGUUGACAGAACAAGAAGGCUAGGGAACAUGAAGAAUGGAGCAGAUGAUGUGAAGAGGCACCGAUGGUUCAGAUCUAUAGACUGGGAUGCUGUACCACAAAGAAAAUUAAAGCCUCCUAUAGUGCCGAAGGUAUCAAAUGAUGGUGAUACAUCUAAUUUUGAAGCUUAUCCUGAAGAUGAUUGGAACAAAACACCUCCUGUACCUGCUAGAGACUUAGAAAUUUUCAAAAACUUUUAAGUGUGGGGACACAAAGCUUAUUUAAGAAACUGGAAGAAGAUCAUCAUAGCUGGGAACUCACAAAGAAGACCUGAAAAUAUGAAGAAUUUCUUUGAAAUGAGUGAAUGUUACUACAUUAUGCACACUUUAAAAAUAAUUUUGAGAAUUGGAAUAAUUAAUUAUUCUCAUAUUUAGUUGUUCAGAUUUGGCAUUAGUUGAGUAAACUAAAAUACUGAAGCACCUACAUGAGGUAGCCUCAUUGAAAAUUGAUAUAGUUUUGUAAAUUAAAGUUUAUUUUUAGUUUGUUUCUUGCUAUGCCCAAAUCUUUUUGCAUAGUUGUCUCAUAGACUAACUUUAUAAGUUUUACUAAAGUUGUCAUUUGAAGCACAAAUUAUUAUAUAUGUAUAUAAAGAAAUCAAACAGCUAAAGCACAGAAGCUGUGCAGAAAUGUAAAUUUUUGUACUUUACAGAGUCUAUGGUUUUUAUUCUUAAAUGUUUUUCAAGAUGCUGUAUAGAAGCAAAAAAAACACCUUUAAAGGUUAAAUAGGUUUUUCAGCAUCUUAGAUAUGUUUUAUAAUUCUUUGUAAAAAUAUACAAGUAAGUUUUGAAAAAAUGUAAAAUUUCCAGUGCUUCACAGUUACAGCCAUAAUACUUGAAAGCUGAAAGGUAAAAGGGCCUUGUUUUAUUUUUUUCCCUUUAGAUUGCAUCUCUUCUUCUUCAAAAAAGUUACAAUGAUGUGUUUACACAUCAUUAUUUCUGGUAACUACAGACUAUGUAAAGUGUGUUGAUUUUUCUUAAGUAUAUGAAAUUAUGGCAGGAUAUCUAUUGCAGCAUCUUUUGCUGAUAAUGUGGAAAUAUCUUUGCUGACUUCAAGCAGUGCAGUCUUAAGCAGAGUUAAACCCUUCUAAGUCCAUUGCAGUAAAGGCAUAACUUUACAUAGGUUUGCACUGUAAAUUAGAUUUAGUUGUGGGAGACUAAAAAUUAAAACAGAACACCACAGUUAAAGCUUUAAUGUUACCUGACAUCAUCUCAGGCUUAAUACAGUUUAGUCUUCUGAGCCAUCAACUAAUGUGCAUACACAUGCAACUCCAAAAGAGAACCUUCUGUGCAUCAGCUGAUCUCCAGUUCCAUAAAUUUACAUCAUGUUAUUUUAUAACACCAAGAAAUAUAAAAUGUGAAGAGUGGUAAUAUGCAUUUACCAUAUCUUGAGAUUACCUUGACAUUUUUUAAAAACUGGGCUGUUCAAACAUAGAACUAAUUUUAGGUAGUUUCAGUUCUUAUAUUUGCUAAGUUUAACUUUGAACUGAUGUGUUGAAGAAUAAAAUUCCAGCAGAUCUAAAUUCAGAAUAUUUAUUUUUAUGUUUGACGCUCUCUCAAAUAAAAGAAUAAAACCCCA